CAACUGACAGGUGUCAGACGUUUGCUUUCGUCGACGUUUCUUGAGCUCGCGCGGAGCGUUCGAGACGAGUGUGUCGUGUCGUAGGUGCGGGAAGUAUUUCGCUUCUUUCACUAGUUGCGGUUCUUAAUCCGGUCGCUGGCCGAGAAAGUUGUUACGGUCACCAGUCGGUGAAUGAAAGUGCAAUCGAGCCCAUUUGGAGGUGUUGAGCGUGGAACUGAAAGUAGCGGAAUCGCAAGGAAGUCGGUGGUCGCGAGCAGGUUUCUCGUAUUUUAGUUUCGUUUCGUUGGAAAUUUGAGGAGUUUCCAGGCAGGAUGGCAAUCAAACCAGGAAUCGGACGCAAGUCCAACAAAAACCCACCGAUUUUAAGUCACGAAUUCGUGAUACAGAAUCAUGCCGACAUCGUAUCCUGUGUGGCGAUGGUUUUUGUUGUCGGCUUGAUGUUGCAGGCCACGAGUUCAAUUGCCAGCGUUUUCAUUUCCCUCCACCACAACGUCAGUGGGGCUGACCCCAGUCAUGAAAACCCCAGAGGGGAGCCCUACUUCUACCAGCAAGGCAUCAAGGACUAUUGUGCAAUUUUCUUCUACACGCUCAUCUGCAUUAUUAUGCAUGCCAUAUUGCAGGAGUACGUUUUGGACAAAAUCUCCAAAAAGCUCCACCUCUCCAAAUUCAAGCUGAAUCGUUUCAACGAAUCCGGACAACUGGUCGUCUUCUACGCCAUGUCAUUCUUGUGGGGCAUUCAAGUGAUCAUCCGUGAAGCGUACAUUCCUCACUAUUCCAGUCUUUGGGAAGGAUUCCCCGACCAUCCGAUGAGCUUCCUGCACAAAAUGUUCUACAUUGUCCAGCUCUCCUACUAUCUGCACAUGCUUCCCGAGUUGUAUUUCCAGAGGGUGAAACAGGAAGAUCAACAGCCAAAGAUCAUCCAUGCUAUCGUCGGUUUCUCCCUUGUUGCGGCUGCCUAUUUCUUGAGCUUCCAACGCAUCGCUCUCAUCCUCCUCACCGUGCACUACUUGGGUGAAUUUAUCUCGCACACCUUCCAAUUGAUUGGAAUCUUCGACAAGGACGAGAAAUACUCAAAAUUGAACUUGCUCAACAGCGCAGUGUUCAUCUCUGUGCGCGGCGCAUCUGUGGCUCUUGCCGUUUUCACCCUCUACUAUGGCCUAACCAUUUCUGCAAAAUCCGCUCGGGGACUCAUUGCUCUCGCUGGUUUCGGUGCCGUGCAAGCUGCCUUGGUGUUUGCAUUCUUCGCAGAGGCCAUCCGUGCCCGACGUGAACGUGCGCCUGAAACCAAGCAACCAAGUCAGAAGAAGGUGAAACCUGCAAAGUCGGAAAAGCCGAAGAAGAAGAAGGAAAGCGACUUACCCGAAGCUGACCAGUCCCCCAAGCCAGUCCAAGGAAAAUUGAAAUCGAAAUAGGUCACACGAAAAAUGUUGAUGUUGGUUUCAUAAUGUAUUGAUGUUUUUAAUUUUUGUAUAAGUUUAUCGAAACGACUCGAUUUAGGUGUUCCGGUUCUGAUUUGACUUCACGAUUUGUGUUUGUCGAGAAGUUACACAAAAUACUAAGACUGAAGUGGCAUAGAAUUCUCUUUUAACUUUCGAAAGUAAACCAAGAAAACCAUAUCCGUUCCAGCAUCAAUUUAGGUGUAAUCCGCAUAAAACAAAACAUGGAACCAAAUCAGUUCGCAU
Molecule: messenger RNA, 1682 nt
Organism: Hermetia illucens (black soldier fly)
Lineage: Eukaryota; Metazoa; Arthropoda; Insecta; Diptera; Stratiomyidae
Gene: TRAM
Product: translocating chain-associated membrane protein 1
Exons: 5
Coding region: 312-1412 (366 amino acids)
Biological process (GO): protein insertion into ER membrane; SRP-dependent cotranslational protein targeting to membrane, translocation
Cellular component (GO): endoplasmic reticulum membrane
Source: RefSeq, a predicted model, not a curated record